Molecule: messenger RNA, 571 nt
Organism: Tripterygium wilfordii
Lineage: Eukaryota; Viridiplantae; Streptophyta; Magnoliopsida; Celastrales; Celastraceae
Product: small ubiquitin-related modifier 1-like
Exons: 3
Coding region: 28-330 (100 amino acids)
Biological process (GO): protein sumoylation
Cellular component (GO): nucleus
Molecular function (GO): protein tag activity; ubiquitin-like protein ligase binding
Source: RefSeq, a predicted model, not a curated record
ACAAAAAGUUCAAGACUUGCUGAGAAAAUGUCUGGAUUCAGGUCUGAAGGGAGAUACAAGAGGAAGAGGCCUCUGAGUCCAUCUGCCCACAUCAACCUCACAGUCAAAGCUCAGGAUGGUGAAGAAGUUAUAUAUAGGAUUAAGAGAAACACUCCAUUGCUGAAGCUCAUGACUACUUUUUGUUAUAAAAAGUAUCUUGACAUCGAUUCCACUGUUUUUCUAUGUGAUGGCCGUGUCAUUAAAGGGAAGCAAACUUCAGAGGAGUUGAACUUGAAAGAUGGGGAUGAGUUAGAUGCAAUGCGACACCAAGAAGGAGGUGCUAGAGCCUAGUGUAGGUGAAGGUGUAUCAUACCUUGUUAAUGUGUAUCAAACCGUAUUUGGCUUAUGUGAUUCAUAUGCUAGGAGUUGUGAUUUCAGUGUGCAAAAUUGUGACUUUUGUCAUUGGCUGAGAACUUCAAUAGGUAAGGUAAUCCCACAUCUUUAUAUUAUGUAUCACCUUCUCUUGUCUUUCCUAUAUACGCAGCUCUUUGUCCCUUCAUCUUGUGCAAGAACUGGGGGUGUAAAAGAUCGG